Messenger RNA from Centrocercus urophasianus (Greater sage-grouse), 2115 nucleotides. RefSeq names its product death-associated protein kinase 2-like. Gene Ontology annotation, molecular function: protein serine/threonine kinase activity; ATP binding. The transcript has 13 exons. The record is from RefSeq and is a predicted model, not a curated record. Lineage: Eukaryota; Metazoa; Chordata; Aves; Galliformes; Phasianidae. Gene Ontology annotation, biological process: positive regulation of apoptotic process; intracellular signal transduction; protein phosphorylation. Gene Ontology annotation, cellular component: cytoplasm; nucleus. Bases 751 to 1872 code for a protein of 373 amino acids.
UUCCCUUCACCCUCAGCACGUUCAGCUGCUGAUGGCUGUACAGCCACGUAAGUGUUACCUGGCUGCAUGGGGUGCACCUGGUGCUUGCUGUGCCAACAAGGUGUGUUGCAGUGAGGGGUGCAGGGCUGGCUGGGUUCCCUUCUUCCUGCACCCGCAAAACUUCUUUGUCCCGUCUGCAGCCCUGUUUCUUGCACAGAGCCUAACCUGUAGCUGUGCUGGAGCCAGGUUGCAGCCCUGCACUGGAGCUUUGCACACCUGCGGGUGGGGACAGAGCACCCCCAGCCCCACGGCGUGGUGCCCCCCGGCUCUCUCCACCUUAAGAAACCUGUUCCUCCUCCCUGCCCUCACACCCUGCACCGUUUCCCCUCCGGGCAGCCGGGUUAAACUAUUUCUAUCGGUGGUCAGGCAGGUUUCCUGUUUGCAACCCUGGCGCUCACGGCUGCGGACAGAGCAGCCACGGCGCCAGAGCUGCUCCUCGAGGAUGUGACCCUACAAGGCCUCUCCCAGCCCCUUUGCAGCUGUCCGGGCGCUGCCGGGCGGGGACAGCGUGGGGGGAUUUCUCACGAGACCUUGGAAGCAGACGAGCAGCUCUUGGCGUUUCCUGCUGUUUUUCCCUGAGCCGCUGCCCAGCGGAUCCCAGGAAUCACAGCAGCUUCGAGGAAACCAGAGCGCAAGCAGUGGCACGGAGCAGAGUGUGGCACCGUCCCACGAAGGGUCUUCAUCCCCAUCGCCGGAGCUGAGAGCAAAGCCAUGGCUGAGGAUGGCGGGGCUGCCUCCGACGGCCCCCAGGCGGUCGCCCUGCGUGCACGCAGUGUGGAGGAGCUGUACGAGCUGCUGGAGACGCUGGGCAGUGGGCACUUUGGAGUGGUGAAGAAGUGCCGGGAACGCAGCACCGGCGUUUUCUAUGCUGCCAAAUUUGUGAAGACGCGGAGGUGCCGGGGCAGCCGGCGGGGCCUGGAAAGGGUGCAGGUGGAACGGGAGGUGUCCAUCCUGCGGGACCUGCAGCACCCCAACAUCAUGCAGCUGCACGACCUCUUCACAUGCAGAGCUGAGAUGGUGCUGGUGCUGGAGCUGAUGCGUGGUGGGGAACUCUUUGACUUUAUUGCGGAGAAGGAGAUGCUGUUGGAGGAGGAGGCCAUCGAGUUCCUGGAGCAGAUCCUGCUUGGGGUGCAGUACCUUCAUGGGCGCCACAUCGCCCACUUUGACCUCAAGCCUGAGAACAUCAUGCUGCAGGAGAAGGAUGUGCCCAAGCCUCAAAUCAAGAUCAUCGACUUUGGCCUGGCCCAGAAGCUGGAGGAUGGUGUCACCUUCAAGAGCCUCUGCGGGACCCCCCAGUACAUUGCUCCCGAAGUGAUCAACUACGAACCGCUGAGCUCCGCCACCGACAUGUGGAGCAUCGGGGUUAUCACCUACAUCCUGCUCAGCGGCUUCUCCCCCUUCCAGGGUGAGACAGAUGCUGAGACCCUCUCCAACGUCCUGGAGGGCGCCUAUGAGUUCGAGGAGCGCUACUUCAGUGACACCUCUGAGAUGGCCAAGGACUUCAUCCGGCUGCUGCUGGUGAAAGAGCCUCAGGAGCGAAUGACUGCAUCUGAGUGCCUUGUGCACCCUUGGAUUAAGCCCCUGAACAGGAAACAAGCAGCAAAACGGUGCCGUUCCUCCAUCAACAUGAAAAACUUCCGCAAGUUCAACGCCCGGAGGAAGUGGAAGCUCUCUUACAACAUGGUGUCUGCCUGCAACCGGCUGUGCCGCAUGCGGCUGCUUUGCAGCCCCGGGACGGAGGGCGAAGAGCUGCGCUGCUGUGAGAGCGACCAGGAGGAGGAAGGCAGCCGCCCCGUGACUCUGCUCCGUCGGCGUAGGAGCAGCUGCUCCUGAGCUCCCCCCCAGGGUGGGGACAGAAGAAUGGGGCAAACCCACGAGAAGGACCUCCAGACCCCCCUUCACCCCCAGCAGAUGUGAGCACCUGAGUGCUGGAGCUGCUGCUCCCAGUGCUGCUGUGCUGAGGGCCACUGGGGCAGAGCCAGGGGCACUGCUGUGCUCCCGAGGUACACCCUCACCUGAGGGCUCUGCCCUUCCCUUGGCUCUAAUUCGAGAAAUAAAUGUGCCCCAAUCCUCUUA